Molecule: messenger RNA, 1092 nt
Organism: Suillus discolor
Lineage: Eukaryota; Fungi; Basidiomycota; Agaricomycetes; Boletales; Suillaceae
Exons: 5
Coding region: 1-1092 (363 amino acids)
Source: RefSeq, a predicted model, not a curated record
AUGACUAGCAACUGUCACAUCCAUUUUGAGCUCCCCAUGAACGCAAUCAACCUCCAAGGUUCACGUCGGGUUUGGGAAUUUGCACAGCCAUCUUACAGCAGACUUGGCACAUAUGAGGUGUACCGUAUCCUGAACCUUCAAUUUUGGGUUUCUGGUGCAAAAGCAAGUCAUGGCGGAGGCCCUUGUGCCAGACCCGGCACAUCAAACAGCUGUGAUGCCAUCACAACCUCAAAAAUUCAACUUUGGGUUUGUGGCGACCAAGCAAGGCCCAGCAGCAAUGGACCCUACAUCACCUUCCCCAGCUCCAGCAAAAUUCAACUUUGGCUGGACUCAAUCCUAUUCCACAGAGAAGCCGGCAGUUCCAGCAGGCCAAUCACUCAACACGCCAGGCCCAGCGGCAGUCAACUCAGAGCCCACACCAUCUUCCCCAGCUCCCACAACAUUCAAUUUUGGCUGAACUCGGUCCAUUGCCACAGAGAAGCUGGCGGUUCAGGCAUCUCAACUAUUCAACUUUGGAAUGAAUGUGGAGACUGUUCCAACUCUCCCAACAAUGGAGUACCAGCGUCGGUGAUCCCUCUCAAGAGACCCAUAUCUCCGCCGCCACCCUCGACUCCUCCUCAGGCACUGGUGGCUGAACAUACACCCAAGUUCAACUUCGGCUGGAAGCAGCCACCUUCAACAACAGUGGCUGUUGCUACCCAUGUUGGGUUUGACCAUAAUAAUAAAUCAUUCCAGUUCAGUUGUAAGGUCCCUCCAGCAAAGGUAGGGGAAUGGACACCGGCACCUAUUACAGCCGCCAUACCACAAGCAGCACUGGUGCCAAUGGUAGUCCUGGCACCUAUCAUAGCCGCCGUGCCAGAGGCAGCACCGGCUCCCGAGUCAGACCCCUACACGCCGAAGGCCUUGCCAAACUGGGAGGGUGCUUUCCCCGCUGCCAAACAACAGAAACUCAAUUCCACCAGUCAAGUGACCUGCCAAGACACCAUCGGACACCUUAUGAGAAGGCUGGUUGCAUGUCGUUUUUCUGGCGGUCAAACCAGAAAUCUAGUACGGUGGUGGUAUCUGCUUUAUCCAUCUUGGAUGGCUCCUUGA